UCUCAUGAUACUAUAUUAAAUGCCAUUAUGCCAAAUGCCAAUAUGCCAUUGAAAAUUAGUGACUUGCUUAUCUUUUGCAGGCUGUUCCUGUGGCGUUCUUCUUCAUGAAGAGGAAGACGGAGGACAGUUAUAGGAGAAUACUGACAUACACGAAGAAUCAAUUGCUGACGUGGGAGAUCCAAUCAAUCACCACCGACUUUGAGAUUGGGCUGGUGAAUUCUGUAAGGAACAUUUUCCCCGACGCACGUCACCAGGGUUGCUGGUUCCACUAUACGCAAGCAAUUUGGAGGCACGUUGUAGUCGAGGGCCUGACCAACGUUAUUCACAACAAUUUUGAUGCGAAAAGAGUUGUGAAAAUGCUUAUGACGCUCCCACACCUUCCGCCCCAUCAAGGACCUCCCCAUGAUGACCGGGUCCCCCCAUAUGGCAUAGUUGAUGGCUUGAAUGCCAUAAACAAUUAUGUUGAUGAGGGACUCCUCGACCAUCGGUUGACGAGAGUCAUUGCAUAUGUCAGGAGGUAUUGGGUGGGGGUGAUUGGCGUGGAGAGCCUCUCCACCUUCCAGGCACCUCGGAGGACUAAUAAUCACCUCGAGAGCUUCCACACUAGGAUGUUGGCUGCAUUCGGAGUCAACCUGGAUGUGUGGAGUUUUAUACGAAAAUUGAGAGAAGUUGAAAGAUCAUCAUUUGAUGAUCUACAACGUUUAGACAGAGACGAUCCGCAACGUGUGCGUAGGGCUCGAAGUGACAACAACGCCAACUCUGAUGCAAUCAGGAUGGCGCUGCGGCGAUUAACGCGCCAGGAAAUUACACUAAUAAAUUUCCUGACGACGGUGAGCCAUUGUGCUGACAACCUGUUAGAACGGGGAUUUAUCCAACAGCACAAUGGCCUCCAGGAAGCGGUCGUCGUUGACGAGGAAAUAAUUGAGUGGAUGUUGCCAGUGGCAGGAGAGGAGGUGGUGGUGGCAGCAGAAAAUGUAAGGCCACCUGCCCGACGCCGCCGAAGAAGACAGCAGGGAGUCCUGCAGCGUCCCAUCGAGGCCCAGCAGCAGCCACAUGCAGCACCACGGUUGAGCAAUUGCGUGAUUUGUUUGAACAAUGAAUGUACGCACAUUGCUCUUCCGUGUGGGCACAUUUGCAUGUGCGAGGAAUGUGCCGAGCAAAAUCUAUUGCACAUGAACGGGCAGCCCCGUUGCCCACUAUGCAACAUACAUUGUACACACUAUCAAAGGGUGUACUUAAAUUUUCAGUAA
Molecule: messenger RNA, 1250 nt
Organism: Nilaparvata lugens (brown planthopper)
Lineage: Eukaryota; Metazoa; Arthropoda; Insecta; Hemiptera; Delphacidae
Exons: 4
Coding region: 105-1250 (381 amino acids)
Source: RefSeq, a predicted model, not a curated record